AUGGCUGGUGCAACACCCUGGUGGCGGUUGAUCCGCUUUAUCGCGCGCGAAGACGCACAAACCUACUUCGGCCAACCUGUGGAUGACACGCUGGACGUCGGUGUAGCCUAUGCCAAUUCGGCGGGUCCGAUUCGCGUCAAUGUGCUCUACGCCAACCCGCUGGAUCCUACUCAGCGAAGCACGCCGCUUUCGGGUGUCGUCAAGACGGUCUCUACUCUACUACCUCCCCUUCUGCCAUCGGAAGUCCCCUCGAUUCGAGCACUUGGUGCCAACUUUGUUCAGACGGGUCAGGAUGCCGCGACCGCACUGGCCAAUCGACCUGUGCUGCCGAUUCUGUUCUACAAGCCUACCACGACCAUCACUGGUCCUGGCUGCGACAUUGUGAUCCCCGAAUGUGCCGAGGAUGAAAGCGACUAUGAAGUCGAGCUCGUCGUCGUGCUCGGCGAAACGCUCAAGGACGCCACACCGCAGCAGGCAAUGAAGGCCGUGUUGGGGUAUACGCUAUCCAACGACGUUUCGGCACGCACUCGAAUGUUUGCAGUGCCCCAAUGGGGACUUGGCAAGUCCUUCGAUACUUGGCUCCCCCUUGGUCCAUGCUUAGUGUCAGCCACAAACCCCCGCGGCAUUAGCAAUCCCGACAACGUCCACCUCACCACCAAGCUCAACAAUCGCGUCAUGCAGGACGGUAAUACCGCCGAUAUGUUGUGGAAAACAGCCGAAACCCUAGCCCAUCUCAGCAAAGGCACAACGCUCAAACCAGGCGAUAUCGUCAGCAUGGGCACUCCCCCAGGUGAAGGCUUCAAACGUAACCCCAAAGUCGCCCUCGCCCAUGGAGAUACCUGCCACCUCUGGGGUAACGGCGGACUGGGUAGCCUCGUCAACACCGUCAAGUUCAGCCGACUCAGUGUUCCCAAACCCAGACUCUAA
Moesziomyces antarcticus is the source of this 927-nucleotide messenger RNA. RefSeq names its product fumarylacetoacetate hydrolase protein. The transcript has a single exon. The record is from RefSeq and is a predicted model, not a curated record. Bases 1 to 927 code for a protein of 308 amino acids. NCBI's taxonomy places the organism in Eukaryota, Fungi, Basidiomycota, Ustilaginomycetes, Ustilaginales, Ustilaginaceae. Gene Ontology annotation, molecular function: acetylpyruvate hydrolase activity.